This is a messenger RNA of Linum trigynum, 207 nucleotides long. Lineage: Eukaryota; Viridiplantae; Streptophyta; Magnoliopsida; Malpighiales; Linaceae. The record is from the annotation of a GenBank genome assembly.
AUGACCGGCGCGGCGCUAGUCGGCGUGGCGGUCGUCGGGCUGGUCGGCUCCUGUUGCCGGAACAACUGCUUCCUCUUUCUCUACUUGAUCGUCACGUUCGCCGCCAUCGUCCUGCUUGCCCUCUUCACCAUAUUCCUCAUCUUGGUCACCAACCAGAGCAUCGCCCGGACCGUCACUAAAUUGAAGGUUUACAAUCUCGACGGCUGA